AUGAGCUCAGCUGAAGAUUCUCGGGAAGCCACCACGGCCCCUUCGCUCAGUGACGAAGAUUACGAGAAGAUCCAGAAAGCGAUGGACGAGGGUCGAUAUCCGUGCAACAACGGCAAUUUCAACCUCACCACUGGGAGAUGUAUCUGCGAGAAGAACUAUGUUCACCUCGUCUAUGAAGAUCGAAUAGAGAUGUGCACCUACCAGGAGAAGGUCAUAGGAUCACCCUCCGUCCCGGGCUUCCACUUUGUUGAUGAAACUUUGAGGCGAGGCGACCUCAUCGUAAACAGCGUGGCAGAGUUUCUCGCUCAGCUUGUUACCUAG
Perkinsus marinus ATCC 50983 is the source of this 321-nucleotide messenger RNA. RefSeq lists its product as hypothetical. NCBI's taxonomy places the organism in Eukaryota, Perkinsozoa, Perkinsida, Perkinsidae. The record is from RefSeq and is a predicted model, not a curated record. Bases 1 to 321 code for a protein of 106 amino acids. The transcript has 2 exons.